Molecule: messenger RNA, 4671 nt
Organism: Mesocricetus auratus (golden hamster)
Lineage: Eukaryota; Metazoa; Chordata; Mammalia; Rodentia; Cricetidae
Gene: Tgfbr2
Product: transforming growth factor beta receptor 2
Exons: 8
Coding region: 237-2015 (592 amino acids)
Biological process (GO): heart development; transforming growth factor beta receptor signaling pathway; cellular response to growth factor stimulus
Cellular component (GO): plasma membrane; signaling receptor complex
Molecular function (GO): SMAD binding; type I transforming growth factor beta receptor binding; activin binding
Source: RefSeq, a predicted model, not a curated record
UCGCCUGGGGGACGGAGCCCCAGCCUCCUGCGCAGCUCUCCUCGGCCGCCGGGGGCCUCCUCCGGGCCUCCAAGCUCCCCGGAUCGCCGGCCACAUCUGGCCCGCACCUCUGCCCCGCGCGCUCGGGGCGGCCCAGGCACCCUGAGAGGACGAAGAGUCAAGGCGCAACCCGGGGUCCCUGAGGCUCGGUUCGCGGCGCCCCAGGGGCCGGUCUAUGACGAGCGACGGGGGCUACCAUGGGUCGGGGGCUGCUCCGGGGCCUGUGGCCGCUGCACAUCGUCCUGUGGACGCGCAUCGCCAGCACGAUCCCGCCGCACGUUCCCAAGUCGGAUGUGGAAAUGGAGGCCCAGAAAGAUGCAGCCAUCUACCUAAGCUGUAAUAGGACCAUCCAUCCACUGAAACGCUUUAACAGUGACAUGAUGACCAGUGACAACAUCGGUGCAGUCAAGCUUCCACAGCUGUGUAAGUUUUGUGACGUGAGGUCGUCUACUUGCGACAACCAGAAGUCCUGCAUGAGCAACUGCAGCAUCACGGCCAUCUGUGAGAAGCCACACGAAGUCUGCGUGGCUGUGUGGAGGAAGAACGAUGAGAACAUCACACUGGAGACCGUUUGCCACGACCCCAAGCUCACCUACCACGGCUUUCCCGUGGAGGACGCCACUUCUCCCAAGUGUAUCAUGAAGGAAAAGAAGAGGGCCGGGGAGACUUUCUUCAUGUGUGCCUGCAACAUGGAGGAGUGCAAUGACCACAUCAUCUUUUCAGAAGAAUAUACCACCAGCAGUCCUGACCUGUUCCUGGUCAUUAUCCAAGUGACCGGCGUCAGCCUCCUGCCUCCGCUGGGAAUCGCCAUAGCUGUGAUCGUCAUCUUCUACUGCUAUCGUGUCCAUCGGCAACAGAAGCUGAGCCCAUCCUGGGAAAGCAGCAAGUCACGGAAGCUCAUGGAGUUCAGUGACAACUGCGCCAUCAUCCUGGAGGAUGACCGAUCAGACAUCAGCUCUACGUGUGCCAACAACAUCAAUCACAACACGGAACUGCUGCCCAUUGAGCUGGACACACUGGUGGGGAAGGGCCGCUUUGCAGAGGUCUACAAGGCCAAGCUGAAGCAGAACACUUCAGAGCAGUUUGAGACCGUGGCCGUCAAGAUCUUCCCCUAUGAGGAGUACACUUCCUGGAAAACGGAGAAGGACAUCUUCUCCGACAUCAACCUGAAACACGAGAAUAUCCUGCAGUUCCUGACGGCUGAGGAGCGGAAGACAGAGCUGGGCAAGCAGUACUGGCUGAUCACGGCGUUCCAUGCCAAAGGCAACCUGCAGGAAUACCUUACAAGGCAUGUCAUCAGCUGGGAGGACCUGCGGAAGCUGGGCAGCUCCCUGGCCAGGGGCAUCGCUCAUCUCCACAGUGACCACACCCCGUGUGGGAGACCCAAGAUGCCCAUCGUUCACAGAGACCUCAAGAGCUCUAACAUCCUCGUGAAGAAUGAUUUGACCUGUUGCCUGUGUGACUUUGGGCUGUCCUUGCGCUUGGACCCCACUCUGUCUGUGGAUGACUUGGCCAACAGUGGGCAGGUGGGAACAGCAAGAUACAUGGCCCCUGAAGUUCUAGAAUCCAGGAUGAAUUUGGAAAACGUGGAGUCCUUCAAGCAGACAGACGUCUACUCCAUGGCUCUGGUACUCUGGGAGAUGACAUCCCGUUGCAAUGCGGUGGGAGAAGUGAAAGAUUAUGAACCCCCGUUUGGGUCCAAGGUGAGGGAGCACCCGUGUGUGGAGAGCAUGAAGGACAACGUGCUAAGAGAUCGAGGACGGCCUGAAAUCCCCAGCUUCUGGCUCAACCACCAGGGCAUCCAGAUCGUGUGUGAGACACUGACAGAGUGUUGGGACCAUGACCCCGAGGCCCGCCUCACAGCCCAGUGUGUGGCAGAGCGUUUCAGUGAGCUGGAGAACCCAGAUAGACUCUCUGGGAGGAGCUGCUCCCAGGAGAAGAUUCCAGAAGAUGGCUCACUGAACACUACCAAAUAGCUUUAUCUGGCAGGCUAGGUCAAGCCUCCAGAAGCCGUCCUCUCACCAAAGACAGGGAGCUGGAAGCUGUCCUGACUGAUGCUUCUGGGAAAGCCAAGGACUUGCUCCCUUCUUCCCUGACGGUUGCUCCAUGUUCAGAAGCAGCAGCAGCAGCGGCAGCAGCAGCAGGGGCUAAGUGACAGAGAGCAUUCUAUGCCCUGGACGUUGUUGCCAUGGCAUAAGCUGUAUUAGCACCUCCUCAGGAAAUGAGAUUGAUUUUUACAACAGCCAAUAACAUUUGCACUUUAUUAAUGCCUGUAUGUAAAUAUGAAUAGCUAUGUUUUAUAUCUAUAUAUCUAUAUAUGUCUAUAUAUCUAUCUAUAGCCAUACUCUGCAAGGAGACAAAGAAAAAGAUCAAACGUUCCCGGGAAAUUAGCUUUUAUUGGAGAGCUCCAGAAUGGAGCAGAAGGCACUCACUCGGGACAGCAUUAGCACUUGACAAUCACGUGGGCGCGGUGGUCCCCGGAAUGUGGGUUAGGGGGACAGUCGCAUGAGAAGGAUCCAUGCCUCACGGCCUGCUUUGGCCACAAAACACUUUCUUUUGCAAUAAUUACCCUGUACGCGAGGGUGCUUUUGCCCAGGGAGCUAAGUCCCAUCACUGUGCCCCAGGGUCUCCCGUGUGCCUUGCUUUGCUUCCUGUUACCCUCUACAUUCAAGCCCCACAUCUGACUUUGUGAACCUUCGGGUUUAACCUGGAAGCUCGGCCUCAGCUUUCCAUUUUCAUAGUCCACCAAAAUCAAGGAAGGCCGUCUCCCCACCCACGAAACUGUCCCAUCAUCUGCUAAUAAGACUGGGUGGUUUCAUUUCCUCCGAGCCUGAGUUACUGUUACUCCCGGCAGGCAGUUAUCAGUUGUUGCUGUUUAAAGCGGCACACCCCACACCCAGCCCUGCAGCUCAUUGUGCUUCUCUCCUGCUGGGGUUUGCGGCUUCCCACAGCAACGCCAAUGGGUUCUACCUUCCCAGGCUCCCAAACGGCAGGCACGAUUCGAAUGACACACACUGCCUGUACCGUACAACUGUGUCUGGGGACGCUCUGAACCCAUGUUUUGCUUGGUCAGCACAGCGUCUGAAAAAGUCGCCCUUCGUUUCAAGUAACUGAGAUGUGGCAGAAAAAAGAAAUCUGUAUUCUAGAGAAGGAGGGAGGGGUUUCCUGGCUGCCGCACUAGGGGGCAGCAUUUGCAGCAAGGUGUGACUCUGAGGUGGCUGCUUGGUUUCUCGGUCUUCACAUUACCCACACCCACCCCCGUCUGGAAAUGAAAGCUUCCUUGGGUCAAGAUCCAUUGUAAGAAAUGAGCAUUCAUAAGCUGGGCGAGAUAGCUCAGCAAAUAAUAACGACUGCUCACAAACAAGAAGACCUGAGUUCGAUCCCCCCCCACAACCCAUGAAAAAAGCCAUGCUCAUUGGAACACACCUGUAAUUUCCUCACUGGGAGGUGAGCAUCCCUCGGAGCUUAUUGGUCAGCCAAGAAGACUCUGUCUCCGAGGCCGAGUGAACAGUCUCCUGACAAACAACAUCUGUCUUUGACCUCUGACCUCCAGACGUACAUGCACCACAUACAUGUACACCCUCACACACAUACACACACGAGAAAUGUGCAUUCAUGUCACCUUGCUUUGGUAAUGUGUUGGGCUGUACAUACCUUGUCUGAGGUUAUGAUUUGAAGCUGAUCACGAAUUGGACAUCGGGCCCUCCUGUGUGUGAUCCUAUUAGGUUAAUUUCCUUUGUAUGCAUAUUAAGUUCCAUUUGCCUCUGCAAGGUAGGCUCUCUGCUCUCCCGAUCGUUCUUUAUGGUUCUUGGUCUCUGUAUGGUCCUAACCUCCGCAGAAACUACAGUGAGGAUCUAAAUAGGGGACACACAAGAGUCCCGUGAAGAGUCCCAGAACUGUGUCCACUCAGAUGACAGUAAAGAAUGAACUUUAAUGGGAAGCUUGUUAAUCUAUCAACAGAUGUGGAUACUGCAAGCAACAGUCUCUCUUUUUGUAAAUGUGUUUUGAAGCUACUUAUUUUCAGCCAGAUAGGAGCAUGAUUGACGAACUACCAAGGAGUCUUUUAUUCUGUCUGGACCAUGGAGGCGUCAGAUCACAGGGGGGUUUAGGAUACAUGACCAAGUUGGGGAUGGGGCAAAAAUCUAUGUACUCUGCCCCGUGGAAGUGUGCUGUGCAACACCUUGGAAAUCCCCCAAACCCACUUGCACCAUAGGGCUUGCAGAUGCCCUCCCAAUAGCUGUUGUCCGCCGCCCUCUAGCGGUGAGUUUUUAGAAUACUGGUCCACUAGUGGGAUUUCUAGGGUUCAAAAGUGAUUUCACUUCUGGGUCAUCAUCAGAAACUGGAACACAGUGUCAUGUUACUGUGGCUUGUUUUGUUUAUGUCAAUUUGUUUUUCCUAUUCAAGAAAAAGACCAAGGAAUAACAUUGUUGUCAUUCCUAAAAAUGCUGACUUCUAUUCACUACUCUGCAUAAAGGGAAGGUUUUAUUCUUUUGUUGAACACUUCAGCCAUACUCAUGUAUUAAAAUAGGACUGUGAAUGCACAAAUAUUCUUUUUAUAUCAAAAUCUAAAGCACUUAUUUUCAUUCUAUGCCGUUUGUCUUUUAUAUAAAUAAAAACAUCUAGUGAAUCAAA